Molecule: messenger RNA, 1913 nt
Organism: Pseudogymnoascus verrucosus
Lineage: Eukaryota; Fungi; Ascomycota; Leotiomycetes; Thelebolales; Thelebolaceae
Exons: 5
Coding region: 176-1831 (551 amino acids)
Biological process (GO): transmembrane transport; carbohydrate transport
Cellular component (GO): membrane
Molecular function (GO): carbohydrate:proton symporter activity
Source: RefSeq, a predicted model, not a curated record
GGUUGGGGUAUUCCAUAAUGCGGAGUCGUGGGGUAUUUUCCAUUUACUAUAUUAGCCACUUCACAUCCCUUCGAAAAUAAAAUCUUAUUGUCAUUGCCAGUCAAUGGAUUCCUCUCUUCGCCUCCUACUCAAUUGAUUUCUCACCUCUCGCCUCCUCCCUCCAGAGCCCGCAGCCAUGGGCCACCAAAUAGAGAAAUGGAAUAUUGCCCAUUCCUUCGAGAAGGGCAAGCUCCUGAUCGCCAUCAACUGUCUUGCCGCCCUGUCCAUCUUCUUCUUUGGUUAUGACCAAGGUAUGAUGGGCGGAGUGAACAACUCCAAGGACUACAUCGACACCAUGGGCUUCGGCUACACUGAAGUCAUCAACGGACAGAACACCCCCGUCGUCACAAACGGCUUGCUCCAAGGCGGCAUCGUCGCGGUCUACUACCUUGGCACGCUGGUCGGCGCCCUCCUGGGAGGCUGGACCGGAGACAAGGUUGGCAGAAUCAAGACUAUUGCAUUUGGAGCCACCUGGGCCAUCUUUGGCGCCGCCCUGCAGUGUUCGGCCCAGAACCACACCUGGAUGAUUUUCGCUCGUCUGAUUAACGGUGUCGGAACCGGUAUCCUGAACGCCAUCGUCCCCGUCUGGGCAACUGAGACCGCCGAGCACACCAGCCGUGGACAGUUCAUCGCCAUUGAGUUCACCCUCAACAUCUUCGGUGUCGUCGUAGCAUACUGGCUCGAAUUCGGCCUCUCCUUCAUCGACAACGGCAACGCAGCAAUCAUCUGGCGCUUCCCCAUCGCCUUCCAGAUCCUCCCCCUCCUCAUCCUCCUAGGAGCCUGCUGGUUCUUCCCCGAGUCCCCGAGAUGGCUCGUCAAGAUGGGUCGUGAGGAUGAGGCGCGCUGGCUCCUGGGCCGUCUCCGUGGUAACAGCGAGGAGGAUACUAUCAGGGCCGAGGCCGAGUUCCAGGAUAUUCGCAACUCCAUGGCUAUCGAGCUCAACAAUAAGAAGACUACGUCGGACAGCUACUUCAACAUCGUCACUGGCCGUGGGUUUGGAAAGUUGCACGUUGGACGCCGUGUUCAGUUGGUUAUUUGGCUGCAGAUUAUGCAGGAGUGGGUUGGUAUUGCUGGUGUUACAGUUUAUGCCCCAACCAUCUUCCGUAUGGCCGGUUUUGAUGCUCGCAAGAGUCAGUGGAUUUCGGGUCUCAACAAUAUCUUCUACAUGUUUGCAACUCUCGUCUGUGUCUUCACCCUCGACCGCAUCGGCCGCCGCAAGACCCUCUACUGGGGUUCCAUUGUCCAAGGUAUUGCCAUGUUACUCGCCGGCGGAUUCUCCGCCAUCGGUCUCGAAGCUGCCACCGCAGGCAACACUGGCAGAGCAUCGGCUUUCGGCGCCGCAGGAGCUAGUAUGGUGUUCAUAUUCACCUCGACUUUUGGUGCUACCUGGUUGACCGUCCCUUGGCUCUACCCCGCUGAGAUCUUCCCCCUUGCCAUCCGCGCCAAGGGUAACGCACUCGGUGUUGUUGGAUGGUCCAUCGGUAACGGAUGGCUGACCCUCCUAUGCCCCGUCAUGUUCGAGGCCAUCGGAGAGAAGACCCUGUACAUCUUCGGUAUCGCAAACGCUAUUACUUUGCCUAUGGUUUGGGCCCUCUACCCCGAGUCCAACCAGCGCACGCUCGAGCAGAUGGAUCUCCUCUUCUCUGCCGACUCCCCGUGGAACUGGGACGCGGAGAAGAACUUCAAGAAGCUCAUGGAUGAGGGUGGUUUGUCGACGGCGGCUCACGUGCCCAAGUCGGACUCCGCGGUUCUUGAUGGUGGCGAGAAGGGUGUCGGAUCGGAUAGUGCUUGAGUACUCCAGGAAACGGUGUAUGCCUUAUGUGUUAGUAGAUCUUAGAUCAUAGAUCGUAGAUCGUGUAAACUUCUAAUAAUAG